UCCCACGAUGCCUUGCGGUGCGGCGUCCUGCGCAUGCGCGUUGUGUUCUGAGCGGUGGUGUAUAAUGAAUCCAGCGUGGAGGCAGCAGGGUCGUGGGCGGGGUCAGGUCAGAGGUCAGAGUACCAGCGGUGACCCCUCUGUGGCUGCUGUGAGGUCGGAGGUCAGAGUGUCGUCUCUGUCCAAGUUUGAUGAGAUCCGGAAGGCUGAUCAAGCUUCUGCUCAACGAUUGGCUGCAGAGAAGCACAGCUCCUCCUCCUCCUCCGAGGAUGAUGAUGAAGACGAUAGUGAAGGAAAACGAGUAAAGAUUCUUCAGUCGGCUCUCUGUCCCUACACCUCACACACAGGUGAUGCUGGUCUUCUGGAACAAACACGUCAUUAUUUAAAUGAAGUAUGUCAGUCUGGAGGCGUCACAUGUCUGAUCUGCAUUGCGUCUGUCAGGAGGACACAGGCUGUGUGGAGCUGUGUGGGCUGUUACUGUAUUUUUCACAUCACCUGUGUUCAAAAAUGGGCGGCAGACUCCGUCUUCCUGGUGUCUUCAGUGACGGAUGAGGACUUUGGGAAAAAAGAUCACCCGUGGCCAUGUCCUAAGUGCAGAUAUGAAUACAGUCGUGAGAAGACUCCGUGUCGUUAUUACUGUUACUGUGGGAAAGAGGCUGAGCCUGCUCCAGACCCCUGGCUCCUCCCACAUUCCUGUGGACAGGUGUGUGAGCGAGAGUUUAAACCCUCGUGUGGACAUCGCUGCUUGCUGCUAUGUCACCCAGGUCCCUGUCCACCCUGUCCCAAGAUGGUGAGCGUUUCGUGUUUGUGCGGGAAAUCAUCUCGUGUCCCGCGCCGCUGCAGUGCUAAAACCUGGAGCUGUCGGCAGAUCUGCGGCCGGACGCUGCCGUGCAGAAUCCACCGCUGCGCAGACUUGUGUCACACAGGUGAGUGUUCUGCGUGUCCUCAGGUCAGUCUGCAGGCGUGUGCGUGUGGCCGACAACAAGAAGAGCAACCAUGUGCAAAUCUGGAGUGGCACUGUGACCAGGUGUGUGGUCGUCCGCUGUCCUGUGGGAAUCACACGUGUGAGCGUGUGUGUCACUCAGGUGUGUGUGGACCGUGUCCUCGUGCAGGCAAUCGCUCAUGUUUCUGUGGCAGGACCAAGAGUGUGAUGCCGUGUACUGUGGAGGUGCCCACCUGUGGAGACACCUGCGGUAAGAAGUUGGAUUGUGGAUUACACACCUGCUCAAUGCGUUGCCAUAAAGGAGCCUGUGAGACCUGCCGGCAGGAGGUGGAGAAAACAUGUCGAUGUGGCCGGUACAGCAAAAAUUUACCCUGUCAUAAAGAAUAUCUGUGUGAGUCAAAAUGCAACAAAACCCGAACCUGCGGCCGACACCAAUGCAAGAGAAAGUGUUGCCCUGGUAACUGCCCUCCAUGUGACAUGAAGUGCACUCGAAUGUUGGGUUGCAGGAACCAUAAAUGCCCAUCGGUGUGCCACCAAGGGAGCUGUUAUCCGUGUCCUGUGAUGGUUGAAGUUCAUUGUGAUUGUGGCUCAACCUCCGUCUCUGUGCCUUGUGGGAGAGAGAGAAGCACGAAACCACCACGCUGCAAAGAGCUCUGCAGGAAACUUCCGUCGUGCCAUCAUUCGUCUCUGGAGCAGCACAGGUGUCACAUGGGUUCAUGUCCGGCCUGUAAGCAGCCGUGCGGGCGUCAGUUAAAGGGCUGUAAUCACCUCUGCCCGGCGCCGUGUCAUGAUCAGGUGUUGGUUAAAUCCAGCGAGCGGGUGCUGUUAGCUGGGCCGUGGGAGCAGCAGUCUUCCCCGGCAUUCAUCCGCACCGCUUUACCAUGUCCUCCCUGCCUGGUACCCAUACCAACAUCAUGUCUGGGGGAGCAUGAGGUGAGUCCAGUACCCUGUCACUCCCGUGGGCCGUUCUCCUGCAGUCGUCCAUGUGGACGAAUUUUAACCUGUGGGAACCACAGCUGCUGUUUAGAGUGUCAUCAUGUUACUGCUGCGCCACAAUCAGAAAAAAUCAAGGCUGGCAAGGAAUGUGUUAAAUGUGAGGAGGGUUGUUCAAAGCCCCGUCCUGCAGGCUGUAUUCACCUUUGUGCCCUGCCUUGUCACCAUGGAAAAUGCCCCACCUGCACACAAAUGAUCCGUCAGCGGUGCCACUGUAAGAUCUCCAACCUGUACAUAGAGUGCCCGAAGUUCACCUCUGCUGAUGAUGAGGGUAAAGAGUUGCUGUCCUCCUGUCAAAAUCAGUGUCCUAAACAGUUGAGAUGUGGUCAUCGCUGUAAGAUGUUGUGUCACUCGGGUGAGUGUGAGCAGAUCUGCGGUCAGAAGGUGAAGCUCAGAUGCUCCUGUAAGAGAAUUAAGAAGGAAUUCCCCUGUUUUCAGGUCAGAUUGGAAGAUCGGUUGCUGGCGUGUGAUGAGAUGUGUCGAGAACUCCAAAACAAACAUGCUGAGUCUCGAGCAGCAGAGGAGAAAGCAGAGCUGGAGGAAAAACUAAGAAAACAGCAGGCUGAACUAGAAGCGUUUGAGAAACGACAGAAAGGACGCAGGAAGAAAAGCAGGAAAGUCACUGAGGAGGAGUCAGAGGAAGGGGUGUGGCUUAAAUAUAAGCACUGCCUCCUGGUGCCUGUCUGCGGCCUCCUGUUUGCUGUGGCAGCAUUUUAUCUCUUGCAGCUGUGAUUCAGGAUUUCUUUUUCUGACAUUUACUUCUAAAAUGUAGCUUUAGAAUGUACAUUAAGGAGGUUGAUCAGGUAAUUAGUGACUAUUAUUUUAGAAUUAAAUUACUUUUGAGAACGUAUUCAAUCUGUUCUAUUGUACGAUUCACACACAGUUAAUUCUAAUAUUACAUUGAAGUCUUUUCAAAAUUGCAUGAAAUUAUGCCCAUGAAUAAAACUUUCUUUGAGAUGAACAAUUUCUUUAAGUUUGAGAUGGUGUAAAAGACAUUUGGUCAUGGUGUCUUAAAUUAAAAUUUCUGAACAAAUCAGUCUAGAUUUCUAGUAUUUCAUUAAAAUAAAUGAAUGUAUUGAAAA
Molecule: messenger RNA, 3015 nt
Organism: Triplophysa dalaica
Lineage: Eukaryota; Metazoa; Chordata; Actinopteri; Cypriniformes; Nemacheilidae
Gene: nfxl1
Product: nuclear transcription factor, X-box binding-like 1
Exons: 23
Coding region: 8-2665 (885 amino acids)
Biological process (GO): regulation of DNA-templated transcription
Cellular component (GO): nucleus
Molecular function (GO): RNA polymerase II transcription regulatory region sequence-specific DNA binding; DNA-binding transcription factor activity, RNA polymerase II-specific; zinc ion binding
Source: RefSeq, a predicted model, not a curated record